UAUCUGGCGAAGGAUCUCGGCCUGGACUCCGUGGGCUUUGGAUACAUUCAGACCCUCUUCGGGGUUCUCCAGCUCCUGGGAGGCCCUAUUUUUGGCAGGUUCGCUGACCAGUGGGGGGCCCGAGCAGCCUUGACUCUCUCCUUCUUGGCUGCUUCUGGUUUCUACUUGCUUCUUUCCUUUGCCACAAAUGUGCCUCUCCUCGUGGCAUCCCGGAUCCCAUCUGUGUUCAUGCAUGUGCUCCCAGGGGCCCAGAUGGUCAUCACAGAUAUAACCCCCCCAGCAGAUCGCCCUGGAGCCCUGGGAAGGCUGGGCCUGUGCUUUGGAAUAGGAGUGAUCCUGGGCUCCUUGUUUGGCGGGAUACUGAACACCAAGUUUGGCGUUUACUUCCCUGCCUAUGUCGCCUUCUUGGCCAAUUCCAUCUGCACCGUGGUCAGCCUCAUGUGCAUCCCCACAAACACCAAGGGCACCUCUGAAGUCAAGACAGUCCCAUCGGGCAAACGCCCAGCAGCCAGUGUGUUUGAUCUGAAGGAGAUCUCUCGCCUGCUGGGCCUGCCGGGGGUCCGGCCUGUUUUCUUCAUCAAGAUCAUUUCUGGUCUUCCUUCAGGGCUUUUUAUGAUCAUGUUCUCCAUCAUCUCCAUGAAUUUCUUCGAGCUGGAUGCUGCACAAGCCGGGUACCUCAUGUCCUACUUCGGGAUUCUCCAGAUGGUGGUCCAAGGCCUGGUCAUUGGGCAGCUGACCAAGUGGUACUCCGAGGGCACCUUGCUCCAGGCCAGCAUCUUUGUCUUCAGUUCCACGGGCCUGGCUAUGGCCCUAAUGACCAAUGUCUUCCACUUCUGCCUCAUUGUCCCCGGCCUUGUGUUCAGCCUCUGCAUCAUGAACGUCAUCACAGACAGUAUGCUAACCAAGUCAGUGCCCCCCUCAGACACAGGCGCCAUGUUGGGCAUCUGCUCUUCUGUCCAGCCGCUGACUCGGACCGUGGGCCCCACCAUCGGCGGUCUGCUCUACCAGAGAUUCGGAGUCGCCGCCUUUGGCCAUCUGCAGUUUGCAGUCAACUUUCUCCUGUUCUUGUAUCUGUGUAAGAAGGAUAUUACCCCGAAAGCCGAAAAAGCACCUUGACCUUUGCUCUAGAGAUGAGCUCGCCGCCCCACACCGCCCCCUCCAUCCCAGUAAUAAAUGCCUUGGGCCCUC
Molecule: messenger RNA, 1188 nt
Organism: Trichosurus vulpecula (common brushtail)
Lineage: Eukaryota; Metazoa; Chordata; Mammalia; Diprotodontia; Phalangeridae
Gene: SLC67A1
Product: solute carrier family 22 member 18
Biological process (GO): transmembrane transport
Molecular function (GO): transmembrane transporter activity
Source: RefSeq, a predicted model, not a curated record